AUGAACACAAACAAAGCAGAAGCUGAACGGUUACUAGAAAUCGGGGAAGAGCUUUUACAGAAACGAGAUCUGAAAGGUUCACGAGAAUUAGCCAUUCUCGUUCAAGAAACCGAGCCUCUUCUAGAAGGUUCCGACCAGAUCCUAGCAAUCGUCGAUGUUCUAGAAGCAGCUGAAAAGCCUCUGAACCUCAACAACCACCACCUCGAUUGGUACGCCAUUCUUCAAAUCGAUCGGAAUUCGCGAGAUUCGCAGGAUCUGAAUCUCAUAAGGAAACAGUAUCGGACUCUGGCUCUUCUUCUUCAUCCUGAUAAGAAUCCAUUUUCAUUCGCCGAAUUAGCUUUCAAGCUUGUUUCUGAUGCUUGGGCCGUGUUGUCUGACCCGGCCCAAAAGACCCAAUAUGAUAGGGGGUUUGAAGUGGAGGAGAAUGGGUUGGGUAGUUUUUGGACUGCUUGUCCUUAUUGUUACUGUUUGUAUGAGUAUGCUAAGGUUUAUGAGGGGUGUUGCUUGAUGUGUCAGAAAUGCGAUAAGUCGUUUUGUGGUGUUUCUAUUCCGAAUCUUCCACCGCUUGUUCCGGGGGAAGAGGCUUAUUAUGUUUCUUGGGGGAUGUUUCCGAUGGGGUUUGUGUUUGAGAGUUUGGAAAAUGGUGGUGGUGGUGGUGGUGCUAAGAGAAAGUGA
Lathyrus sativus (Indian pea) is the source of this 675-nucleotide messenger RNA. NCBI's taxonomy places the organism in Eukaryota, Viridiplantae, Streptophyta, Magnoliopsida, Fabales, Fabaceae. The record is from the annotation of a GenBank genome assembly.